Messenger RNA from Amoebophrya sp. A25, 1917 nucleotides. The record is from the annotation of a GenBank genome assembly. Lineage: Eukaryota; Dinophyceae; Syndiniales; Amoebophryaceae.
AAGAUGAAGAAGCAACGUUUCAUCUUCAGAAAAUUAUCUCCACGAUUCUUUAUUCUCGGUAAUAUCAGCGACGACCUAUUAUCAUCGCUAAGUGUUCACCAUCUAUGAGAAGGAGAAAAGAUUGUAGCACGAAAAAGCAAAAAGCUUCUGACAUUAAACUUCUAAGCGCACUACGUCUACAACUACGACUAGGACAACAUCUAUAUCUUAAAGAACAAGAAGAUGGAGAGCCGACACGAGACUCUUUUCGUUGGGAACAUUGAUCAGAAGCUGAAGAAGCAUGAUCUGGAGCACAGUUUGUUUGAGCUCUUUGUCCCUUUCGGGCAUGUCAGGGAGAUCAAGUUUAAGCGCGAACAAAUGCUCGCACGCCACGACAAGUCCAAGUACAAAAAAGCGAUGCCGCUGAUGAAGACGAUCGCAUUCUUAUGGACGUAUGCAAUAUAACCACAAAAACUUGAAGAGUCCCCUUAGAGAUUGUUUUAUAGAUUCUCCUUAUUCAUACUCAUAGUCAUACUUGUUCUUGGCUGAAUUAUCUGAUUCAGAUUCAUCUUCCACUCUUCCUAAUCCGAUCUUAUUUCUUCCCCUAAUUUUUGUUGUGUUUGCGACCGAGGCUCAUGCCACUGCUGCGAAGGCGAAGCUGAAUAAUUUUCCGUUCUUCGGGAGAAAUCUUUUCAUCGAUUUCGCUCGAAAGAGAGGUGAUGCGGCAUGUAUGGCAGACGGAACUUUCGAUUUCGCUGCUGAUGCAAAACAGAGAGGGAAGGACAAAAUAGCAACACGGAAAAUUGCGAUCAAAAAUCAACAAGUCCAAGAGAUCGCGCAAACAACAAAGGAAGUGGUAUUGCUUACACUUGAGAGUAGGUUAAAGGUGCUUUUGUUACCGUUUGUUAUGGCUCUCCUAAGAAGGACAGCCAUAACAAGCGGGAUAAAGGAACACCAAUUAAGACCUACCUCUAAUACACCUUGUAGCUAUUUUUCCCGAGUUAGUUACAUCAUCAUCAUCAGACAUUAUCAACACAUUAUCAACAAGAUCAUGAAGAUCUGCUGGAACUCCUUCGAAGUACUAUACGCAACUCCUUAUCUUCAUGGCAUUUUUCAUUGACCAUCACCACAUCCACCUCCACCAUCUUCACCAACAAAACUUCACAUCAUCAAUCAAGGUUGGCGAACCAAGCACGACACUCGUGGUUGAGGGUUUGGCAGAGCAUCUGACGGAAGAGGUGAUGCGACCCUUGUUCGAACAGUUUCCGGGCCUGGUAGAGCUGACUCAUUUCCCAACGCAAAACCGCAUAAAGUGCGAGUUCAAGCACGAGGACCACGCUUCGCAGUGUCUCCGGGAGUUGCAGGGCUUCAAUGUAGAUGGCAAAGUGAAGCUCAAAAUCGUUUUUGGUGCAUAACUACCUGUAGAAAAAGAGAUGGAAGAAGAUCAUCUACUACAGUAGAUGUGGAGGAUGCAGAGGAGCAAUGAGCUGCAGUCUCAGUCUUCUAUUUAGAGGACGUCUCUGCGUCGAUGGGGGUCGUCGAUUAACAUGUGGGUUUCAACACUUGUUUCUACAUUUUGCUUUCAAGUCCUUGGAGGGAGCCCAUACGACAAGCAGCUCUCACAGCGGAAGUGCAGGCAGAAACUACAUUUGGUGAAUUCUAUUCCUCGAGAAUUAAGGGAAUUCGAAUGUCCGAAAAGGAGUGUCAGCCCAUAAUGAUAUAUUGAUACUUCACCAUGAUAGUUCCGGUUCCCCGACCACUAUCAUGAAGAUGAUCCCAUCAUCAUGUCUCACUGAUAUAAGAAAGAUGAAGAGCCCAUCAACAUGAUAAGAACGUCGCAAAAUAUUUCCUACGCCUUUUCUAGUAUGUAUCUAUCCCCUAUAUUGUUUGGCCAAAAUAUCUCUGCAGCUCCACGCAGGAAUUACUUAAGAUCUCAGG